ACAACAAUACACACACACACCACUCUGCUGUGUGGAAUUCAGAGGAUCGUAAGGGAAAGGAUUCAGCUUCAAAGCAAACAAAUGGCUACAGAAAAUUACAAGGCUUCAGGUUCAGGGCAAAAUAUGGCUACAGGAACAAGUGAGGCUUCAGAGCAAAAUAUGGAUGAAAGUAAGUUCAAGAUAUUCAAUGACUCCAUCCAUGGCCAUAUUAAGAUGCAUCCCUUGCUGGUGGAUAUCAUUGAUACUCCAGAGUUUCAACGCCUGAGGAACAUCAAGCAGAUGGGAGGAAUCUAUCACGUCUUUCCGGGAGCUUCUCACAAUCGCUUUGAGCACUCCAUUGGUGUGUGUCAUCUGGCAGGGGAACUUGUAAAAAGUCUGAAAGCUCAAGGACAAAAGAUUGAUAAUAAAGAUAUCCUCUGUGUUCAGAUUGCAGGAUUGUGCCAUGACCUGGGUCAUGGACCAUUUUCACAUUUAUUUGAACAUGUCACGAGGGAGCUAUCAGAGAAAUUGAAGGAUUUGGGACCAGAGAAAAGUCAAAACUCAAAGGAUUUAGAAAACUGGAAGCACGAAGAACAAUCACGCAAAAUGUUUGACCUGCUGAUCUCAAAAGGCAUUAAGAAUGAUAUGAUAGGUAAAGUUUAUGGAUUAGAAUUUUCUGAAGACGACUUAAUGUUCAUCCAUGAACUUAUUGAGGGCACAAAAGAUAAGUGUUCCAACAGUAGUAGAAAAGAGGAAAAGCCGUACUUGUAUGAAAUUGUGGCCAAUAAACUCACAGGCAUUGAUGUUGACAAAAUGGAUUAUAUCAGCAGAGAUUGCCACCAUCUGGGACUGAAAAGCAACUUCUCACAUAAGCGCUUUAUGAUGUUUGCACGAGUUUGCCGCAAUGAAAAUGAACAGCACAUUUGCAUGAGAGAUAAGGAAGCGAUAAACAUGUACGAGCUCUUCCAUAAUCGAUACAUGCUUCACUACACCGUCUGCCAUCACAGGGUUAAUGUGGCAAUCGAAACAAUGAUUACUGAUGCACUUGUGGCUGCUGAAGGUCACUAUAAACUGGGCAGAAAGACAAUCUCUGAGGCAGUUUUGGACCCUAAAACAUUCUUGAAACUCACAGAUGAUAUCCUUAUGGAAAUCAUGCGGUCAACAGAAAAAGAUCUCAAAACUGCACAGGAAAUCAUUAGAAGAAUUCAGGCACGCAAGCUUUACAAGUUUGUCGGUAGUAACAUAUUCAAGACAAACGAGCUAAAUCAUUCGGUUGGAGCUAAAGAAAAAGAGGAAGCACUAAAAAAAUGGUUCGAGAAUAUCAGGACAAACGAUUCGGUGCAAAAUACAAGUGCAGCUAAACAAUAUACUGAACAAUAUACUGUCAAGCUUGUUAAAUUAAGUUACGGAAAGGAAGAAGAAGAUCCAAUCAAAUAUCUCAGAUUCUACAGGAAAAGCAACCUGGAAAAUUCAGUGAAACUGGAUGAAAAUGAGGUUUCCUACAUGCUGCCCAAGACCUUUUCUGAAACCAAGGUCAUGGUUUUCUACAAAGGUUUGGGAGAGGUACCCCAAAACCCCCCAGUUGACAAAUUAUGGGAAAUUGUGAAAGAUUUAUGGAAGCCAAGUUCCCCAUCCUCAAAUGAGGAAUCAAGUGAAAAUGUGUAAAUGUGAUAGUGUAAAGUGUGUACCCAGCUCUUCACAAAUCUUUUGCUGGGGGAAAAAAUGGAAGGGGUAAUUUUGAAAUCCAAGGUUAUUCUAUAAAAUAUUAUGCUUUCUUUUUAAGCUAAUUGCUCAGGCAAAUGGCUGUGCUCAUCUAGAGAAAAGAAAUUAAUUUGUGUGCUGAAAUCAAGAGAAAUGUGCAUAUGCAUGAUGAAUGCAUGUAAUUUAUUUAAAAUUCAUAUAGUGUGUUUGUUUAUGGCAGAUUUCUUUUUGGGGCUUUUCUUUUACCUUUGAAUUCAUUUAUAUUCUGAAUGAUUUUUAUAUGGUUUUUGCGACUUUUGGUACAAUGUUUAACAUAAAAUAUGAAAAAAAUAUUAAUCAGAAUAAAUUAGUACCUAACAAGUAACUAGUGUGUCACUUCAAGAUGAUUACAAGUAAGCAUAGAAAAUUAAGCAUGUUAUACAGGACAUUAAUCUGAAUCUGAAUCUGAAUCUUAUCAUAAUACAAAUGUUAUAAUAAUGUUUCUUCUGUAGUAGUAAUUAUAUUAAGUGGAAUGUAGUAAUAUUAUCAUAGUAUGGCUUGAUCUGGGUUUUUUUUUUUUUGGCUGUUUUUUUGUGUGGGUUUUUUAGAAACUAAAAACUCAAAGUCAAAUGUAUUAGAGUUUAAGGUCAGUGAUCAGUGAUUGGCUAUGUGAUGAAAGAAUUGUGGGAUUAAAAAAAAUAUCUUAA
Molecule: messenger RNA, 2366 nt
Organism: Tachysurus fulvidraco (yellow catfish)
Lineage: Eukaryota; Metazoa; Chordata; Actinopteri; Siluriformes; Bagridae
Product: deoxynucleoside triphosphate triphosphohydrolase SAMHD1-like
Exons: 18
Coding region: 82-1644 (520 amino acids)
Biological process (GO): dGTP catabolic process; regulation of innate immune response; defense response to virus
Cellular component (GO): nucleus
Molecular function (GO): dGTPase activity
Source: RefSeq, a predicted model, not a curated record